AUGACCUCUUCUUCUGUUGGACCAGACUACGAAGUGCCCGUUGCCAAAAACGUUGAUUACUACUCGCCAUUACCAGAUGUUGCUUCAGGAACAUUCUUCAAAGAAAAGGAAGCUGACAAGCCUCCUAAGAUUUUUCUGCCUUUGAAAAUAAGGGGUUUGACCUUGCCCAACAGGAUCGGGGUUUCGCCAAUGUGCCAAUACUCAGCCGAUGAAAAGUUCCAAGCUACUCCUUUCCAUUUAAUUCACUAUGGACUGAUACUUCUCAGGGGUCCUGCGAUCACCAUCAUCGAAGCCAGUGCUGUUUCUCCCGAAGGUCCGUUAUCUCCCCACGAUUUAGGAAUUUUCAAUGACGCUCAAGCCGAAAAAUUGAAACCUAUUGUAGAUUUCGCUCAUGCCUACAAAAAAUUGAUUGCUAUCCAAUUGGCCCAUGGUGGUAGAAAGGCUAGUGGUCAGCCUUUGUUCAGCCAUCUUGAACAAGUUUCUGAUGCUAGCGUAGGUGGUUUCCCAGACAAGACCGUUGCUCCUUCUGCCAUUCCCUUCAGACCCUACGGUAACUUGCCCACUCCCAAUGAGAUUACCAAAGAAGACAUCAAGAGAGUCAUUAGAGAAUUCGGUGAAGCUGCAAAGAGAUCCAUUGAAAUCAGUGGAUUUGAUGCCAUCGACAUCCAUGCUGCACAUGGCUACUUGAUUCAUGAGUUCUACAGUGCUUUCUCAAACAAAAGAACUGACGAAUAUGGAGGAAGUUUUGAAAACAGAAUUAGAUUCCUUUUGGAAGUCAUCGACAGUGUAAGACUGAACAUUCCCGAGUCUGUCCCUGUGUUCUUGAGAAUAUCUGCUAGUGAUAACGUCGAUGAUCCAGACGCCUGGACUAUCGAGGACUCCAUCAAAUUAGCCAAAAUAGUAGCUGACAAGGGUAUUGAUUUGAUUGACGUUUCUUCCGGUGGAAACAUCUACAAGCAGCAAUCGAGAUCCAAGCUUCAAACCGCCGACAAGCCUAUCCACGAACCAUUUGCCAGAGCAAUCAAGGAAGCCGUCGGUGACAAGUUGCUUGUAUCCUGUGUUGCCAAUCUUGAACGCGACCCAAAGCAAACAGCAGAAUUAAUCGAAGAGGGAUCCUUUGAUUUGGCUUUGAUGGGUAAAGGAUUCAUGAAGAACCCAGGCUUAGUAUGGCAUUUUGCUGAUGUCUUGGGUGUUAAAACUCAUCAAAUCCAGCAAUACAACUGGGUCUUCAAUCCAAAGAGAGAAGGAAUCGCAGAAUUGAUUGCAAGAACUGAAAAGCUUCUGGCUCAAGAGUCUGCUCAAUAA
This is a messenger RNA of Scheffersomyces stipitis CBS 6054, 1305 nucleotides long. RefSeq names its product Oye32p (gene OYE32). The record is from RefSeq and is a predicted model, not a curated record. NCBI's taxonomy places the organism in Eukaryota, Fungi, Ascomycota, Pichiomycetes, Serinales, Debaryomycetaceae. Gene Ontology annotation, cellular component: intracellular anatomical structure. The transcript has a single exon. The coding region runs from base 1 to 1305 and encodes 434 amino acids. Gene Ontology annotation, molecular function: FMN binding; NADPH dehydrogenase activity; NADP binding.